Messenger RNA from Eimeria acervulina, 2196 nucleotides. RefSeq lists its product as hypothetical. NCBI's taxonomy places the organism in Eukaryota, Apicomplexa, Conoidasida, Eucoccidiorida, Eimeriidae. The transcript has a single exon. The coding region runs from base 1 to 2196 and encodes 731 amino acids. The record is from RefSeq and is a predicted model, not a curated record.
AUGAAGGAGAGUAUUCUUGACCCUGAUUUGCUUCCUGAGACGCUGCAGCAGCUGCUGCAGCAGAUUCAGCGUGACGCCGCAAGCAGCAGCAGCAGCAGCAGCAGCAGCAACUGCUGCUGCUGCAUGGGCAGAGCUGGUGGCUGCAGCAACUGUUGUUAUUUCUUCUCCUUAAAGUGCUGCCCGCGGAACCCCGGAGCAACGACUCACCACAUUAUCAGGCUUCUGCAGCAGCAGCCGCAGCAGCAGCAGCAGCAGCAAGAGGCGCAGCAAGAGCAGCAGAAACAGAAGCUGCUGCUACAGGAAGAGCGUAGUUGUGUCCUGCCCUUGCGAGAACAUAACAGCAGCAGCAGCGGCACAGGCAGCAACACCAGCAACAACAGCAGCAGCAGCAGUAGCAGCAACAUCAGCAGUAGCAGCAGCAGCAGCAGCAGCAGCAGCAGCAGCCGCUACUGGACGUUAGGGAGCGAUGGCCGCAUAAUAAGGCGGCAGCAGCAGCAGCAAAGGUCUCAAGAUGAGGUGUAUGUACACCCCAUCUGCUGCGCGGAUCUGUGGGGAGGAAGCAGAGGCUGGGCCCCGUUGCUGCAGCAGCACUUAUCAGCAUUCAAAGCGGCAGGGACAGCAGCAACAGCAGCAGCAGCAGCAGAAGUAAGGGGGGGGGCCCGUGUCAAAGUGCUGCUGCUCAUACACCCGGACACCUGGUUUGGCGCAUGCGAGGAGCAGCAGCAGCAGCAGCAGCAUGGCGACGCUGCUGCUGCUGCUAUUGCUGCUUCUCAAAUCCGGCAGCAGCACAGCGACAGCAGCGACAGUGAAGGAGACAGCAGCAGCAGCAGCAGCAGAAGUGUUGUUGAACAGCAGCACCAGCUGCUGAAGUCUUUGCUUUUGGGAUGCCGUAAUGUGAGAUCUUGUGCUGCUGCUGCUACUGCCGCUACUUCUGCUGCUGCUGCUGCUGCUGCGGGUGACAGUAGUGCUUCUGCCUGUACAGUUCAUCAAGCAGCAGCAGCAGCAGCAGCAGCAGCAACAGCAGCAACUGUGUACGUGGUAGCAGUGUGGCGGUGGGGGCCUCCUCAGUCUUUGGCUUCCCUCUUUAAAGAGUUGGCGCCGAGUGCGCUGCAGCAGCUGCAUGCAAUGCAGCAGCAGCAGCAGCAGCAGCAGCAGCAGCGGGAGCAGCAGCAGCUGCUGCCGCUGCAGCAAGAAGCACCCCAGGCUGCUGCUGCUGCAGCGGCAAAUGAAGAGGGAGAGAAGGCCCUAGAGCGCUUCAAUAAUACAAUAAAUAGACUGACAGCUGCUGCUCUAGCUAGACACCUAAACAGCAGCAGCAGCACCAGCAGCAGCAGCAGCAGCAGCAGCUGUGCUACCUUUGAAAAAGAGCUGCUUGGCGCCUGUGCCCUUCCGCGGCUGCGGCUGCAGUGCUGCUGCUGCUCCUGCAUCUCGAACAGCAGCGAGAGCAGCAAGAACAGCAGCAGCAGCAGCAAGAGAGAUGAUAAUAGCUCCAGCAGCAGCAACAGCCACAGCAUCAUUAGCAUCAGCAGCAGCACAACCACCACCUGCAGCAUCAGCAGCAACAGCCACAGCAACAUCAGCAGCAUCAGCAGCAGCAGCAGCAGCAUUUGCUGCUGGCGUUGGGCCCGAAGAGCAGGGGUUGUCUGCGUGUUGAUUGUAGGAUCUGCUGCUGCACUGGAAGCAAAUUUGCUGCUGGCAGCUUUAAGCGAAACUGCAGCAGCAGGUUGCCGUUGCUUCUGCGCUUCUGCUGCUGAUAUUAUGGAUGCUGCUGUGGGGAGGUCGCAGCAGCAGCUGCUGCUGCUGUUCUCUCGUGCUGCUGCAGCAGGCGCUGCUGUCUGUCUGCUGCAACUUGAAGAACUGGUAGGCACUGCAGCAGCAGCAGCAACAGCAGCAACAGCAGAAGGAGAUGGCCGAGCAGCAGUGCAGCGAGACCUUGCGCAGAUGCUUCAAGUUGCUAUUCAGGUGUAUGUACACUCCACUGGGGUGCCGCUGCUCUGCAGCUGCAGCUGCCAGCCCCAAGACUUACCUCUAAAUAUAGCGAAGUCCUUCCGCAAUAUCGUUAGAAUCAAAAGCAGCAGCAGCAGCAGCAGCAGCAGCAGCAGCAGCAGGCGCGAGCAGCGGAAGAAACAGCACUGGGGAGCUCUCCCCACAGCAGCAGCAGCAGCAGCAACAGCAGCAGCAGCAGGGGCCCCAUGA